This is a messenger RNA of Spodoptera litura, 832 nucleotides long. RefSeq names its product protein lethal(2)essential for life. The record is from RefSeq and is a predicted model, not a curated record. Gene Ontology annotation, cellular component: cytoplasm; nucleus. Gene Ontology annotation, biological process: response to heat; protein refolding. Lineage: Eukaryota; Metazoa; Arthropoda; Insecta; Lepidoptera; Noctuidae.
CUCCCACCAGCCGGCAUGCAUUUCAUACUCGAGCGAUCGAAGUGAAAACUAGCUUUACGCUACAAACCUAACUACUAAAUUCUCACCGUUCAUUGAAGAAUACUCAACAAAAUGUCUCUGCUACCUUUUGUUCUUGGCUACGAGCGCCCUCGCCACAUGCACUCACACCACUACUGGCCAAGCCGGCUCCUCGACCAGGACUUCGGGCUGGCCCUGACUCCUGACGAUCUCCUCACGGCUGUCGCAGCUCCCAUGCUCUCCGAGGACUACUACCGACCAUGGCGACAACUGGCAGCUCUGAACCGCGACAUGGGAUCCAGCAUCAAGAGCGACAAGGAUAAAUUCCAAGUCAACCUGGAUGUACAGCACUUCGCACCUGAAGAGAUCUCUGUGAAGACUGCUGACGGCUUUAUUGUGGUGGAGGGCAAACACGAGGAGAAGAAGGAUGACCAUGGCUACAUCAGUCGGCAGUUCGUGAGGAGGUACGCUUUGCCUGAGGGUACGGAGCCUGAGACGGUGGAGUCUCGGCUGUCUUCGGAUGGCGUGCUGACCAUCACAGCGCCCAGGAAGGUUCCUGAAGCCAUCAAGGGAGAGAGGAAGGUGCCUAUUUCACAGACUGGUCCCGUCCGCAAGGAGAUCAAGGACCAGGCCAGCAGCAGCAACGGAGUGGCUGAGAAGUAAAGUAGUGCCUCUACUCUAGUCGCGUAGAUUUUUUUAAUUACUGCGAAUUCCAAUUCCAAAGCGUAUGUUUUGAGACUGAAUUAUGUUGUAUUUAAUUAGGUUUAAGUUUAUUUUCUAAUAAAUAAUCUCUUUUUAAUUUUAUCUCUUAAAA